Molecule: messenger RNA, 2316 nt
Organism: Pygocentrus nattereri (red-bellied piranha)
Lineage: Eukaryota; Metazoa; Chordata; Actinopteri; Characiformes; Serrasalmidae
Gene: etv7
Product: ETS variant transcription factor 7
Exons: 9
Coding region: 105-1247 (380 amino acids)
Biological process (GO): regulation of transcription by RNA polymerase II; cell differentiation
Cellular component (GO): nucleus
Molecular function (GO): DNA-binding transcription factor activity, RNA polymerase II-specific; sequence-specific DNA binding
Source: RefSeq, a predicted model, not a curated record
AUUUUGUGUGUGUGUGUGUGUUUGAACAAGUGAGUAUGACUCGCUGCGCCAUCGUCUGAGCUACUGAAGAAGAAAUGUCACAGUAAAACAGUCUGGACAGAGUAAUGACCAACACGUCCGGUCCAGUCAAGAUGCAGGACUCCAGCGAAGUUCGGACCCCAGUGUGUUCAGCCGCUCUGGCCCCCUUGCCCUCCGUCUACCCUGAACCUCCAGAUGAGCUCUGUAAACUCCCAGGAAGAUUACGUAUUAACCCAUCUCUGUGGGAUAAGGAAGAUGUUAAUCUGUGGCUGCGCUGGGCUCAGAGGGAGUUCUCCUUACGCCGUGCUGAUCAUGAAAAGUUUGAGAUGAAUGGUAAAGCGUUGUGUCUGCUGACCAAAGAGGACUUCAGACUUCGCUGUCCAAGCUCAGGAGAUGUCCUCUAUGAGCUCCUCCAGCAUGUGAAGCAGCAGAGACACAGUCUGACCUGCACGUCCCCAGCACCCGCCCCCAGCAAGCACAUGCACACCUCAGUCAGCGCUGCAGGUCCCUGUGUUGCUGCUAACAGAUCCGUCCCCGUCUGUCCGGUGAAUCCAAAUGCUCGAACAUCAGUCACGCCAGAUACUGAUCACAAUCUGGAAACCAGAGAACACUCCAAUCUCACUCUGCACACACACUCAGAAACUCUUGGCUCUUCUUUGUUUGGUUCUGAAGAGGUGAACUCUCCACCCCUCAUCCGGCCCUUGCCCCUCAGCAGUAAAGACGAGCCACUGAACUUAUCCAACAGACCAGAGGUGACCAGGAGUUCCACAGAAACCUCUGAGGCUGAUGGAAAGAUUGCAGACUGCAGGCUGCUGUGGGACUAUGUGUACCACCUGCUGCUGGACUGUCGGUACGAGUCCUACAUCCGUUGGGAAGAUCCGGACUCCAUGGUGUUCAGAGUGGUGGAUCCUAACGGGCUGGCACGGCUGUGGGGGAACCAUAAGAACAGAGCCAACAUGACAUAUGAGAAAAUGUCACGAGCGCUGCGUCACUACUACAAACUCAACAUCAUCAAAAAAGAGUCCGGACAGAGACUGCUCUUCAGGUUUCUGAAGACGCCAGAGGAGAUAAUCCAGACCAGAUCUGAUCGCUCUGAACCCCCGGAGUCUCCAGAGAGUCCAUCCUCCCCUUUAUUCAGAGAAGAUGUCUUGGAAGUCUCUCCCACCUCAACACCUGAGCCCUCCAGCCCCAGAUCUCACCACAGACUCAGUGUGUCUCCACUGCCCUAAUCCCAAACUGUUUUAAUCACAAUAAAGCCUUAAUCACAAACUGUCUUAUUCUCAAAAUGCCCUAAUUCCAAAACACCCUAAUCAUGAAAUUUCCUAAUCCACUACAUGCCCUAAUUCCAAACUGCCCUAAUCACAAAUUGUCCUAAUUUCAAAAUGUCCUAAUCUCAAAAUUCCCUAAUCCACAAAAUUCUCUAAUGUUGUAAUCCACACAAUGCCCUAAUUGGAAUUUCUAAAAAUACUUUAAUCUGCAACAUCUGCAUCCCCCAAAAUACCAUAAUCUGCUCUAAAACACUUGAUUUACUGUAUAUCCACACCACAUUUCCUGCCCUUUGCUCCCGUGCCUGAGCCUUCAGAUCCUCUGACUACUGUUGGAUGAUUAUGAACGUUAUAGCCAGGAGUUGCUUUAAGGAGAAAAAAAUGAUCUCACAGCAACGUUGGCUUUUAAUGCAGUUGUUGAUAUUUGUUUAACAGAGAGAUUUAAUCCUGGAGCAUCAUAAUAACUGUCUAGAUUUUAGAGUAAUAACUGAAGCAAAGUGGUGUUAGCAGUAGCAUGUGUGUAGCUCAGGUGAGCACUUUAAAAAAAUCAGGUUUUCGUAAAGUGUGAAACUAUAUUUGCAUUCAUGUAGUUAAGACUUUGUUACAUCUUGGCUGACGUGUUGAGAGCAUGAUCACCCCAUGCCAGUAGGUGGUGCUAUAUUACAAUUAAUUAGUGCGUAGACCAGACCAUACACAUGUGUGUGAGCUGGUUCUGUAAACAAAGAAACAAGUGGCUAAUAAACUUUCAGUUUGAUUAUUCAUAUACCACUUCAUUUAUACUGUCAAGAUAUACAAGAUUUUUCUUUUCUUUUCUUUUCUUUUCUUUUCUUUUCUGGCACAUGUAAACACUUUGAGGAUUACAUAUCUCUUCUGAUUAAGACUGAAACAACUUUCCUUUUAUUAAUCACAAAGUUUAUUAAUGUUUAAAAAACUUUCUGUCAAGGAAAUCAGGUGUCUGUGUUGCAAUAUUUUCGAUAAUUUAUUUGUGAAUGACUGUACUGAAAAAUAUCAAUUAAAAGUUUUGGCCAAAAAA